CUGCUGUGUUUGUCUUUCAGACUGCCUGCAGGAUUCUAUUGGAAAAGAGGAGGAUUUCUCUGACCAGCAGCUCUGUGGACAGGAGAGGAAUUCCAGUUUGGAUCAAGAGGAACCAGAAGCUCUGCAGAUAAAAGAAGAGCAGAAAGAACCAGAAGAUCCCUGGACUAAAGAGGAAACCAUGGAGCUCCCCAUUAGUGAGCAGGAAGAGCAGCUUGUUCUGAAGCAGCAGACUGAAGAGAAACCUUUCCCAUGUUUGACAUGUGGAGAAAACUUUCUUAAAAAAGAACAUUUAAUGGAUCACAUGAGAACUCAUACAGACCGCCUCCAGGAUGAUCUUGGAAAAGAGGAGGAUUUCUCUGACCAGCAGCUCUGUGGUGAGGAGAGGAAUUCCUGUUUGGAUCAAGAGGAACCAGAAGCUCUGCAGAUAAAAGAAGAGCAGCAAAAGCCAGAAGAUCCCUGGACAAAAGAGGAAACCAUGGAGCUCCCCAUAAGUGAGCAGGAAGAGCAGCUUGUUCUGAAGCAGGAUUUUGAAGAGAAACCUUCCCCAUGUCUGACAGGGGGAGAAAACUUUCUAAAAAAAGAACAGUCAAUAUCUGACAUGAGAAAUCAAGCUGGUCAGAAGAUUUAUGAAUGUUUGUCCUGUGGAAAAAUGUUCACACAGAAAUCUAGACUUAAUCUUCACAUCAGAAUUCACACAGAGCCUGAGUUCAAAUCUGGCCAUUGGAUAAAUCCUCCUUUGCUUGUUGGAGAACUUAGAUCAGGAAAUAAUAGCCGCUACAACCAAGCAACUAGAGGAAUGAAGGAUCUAACUAUGGCUAUGUUCACAAUGCAGCCUGAAGGGACCCAAAGAUAUCUGGAAGAGGGUCCAAUGGGUCUCAUCAGAAAGAACCAGAACGACAUGCAGACUGCAGUGAGUGGGCGGAGCCAAGAUACCUGGACAGGAUGUCCAGCAUGCUGGGGAUUUCUGCAGGCCUUGAAUCCUCAACCAUCUGAUCUUUCUUCUUCCCUCUCCUCUCUUUUAUCAGCUCUAUGGAGGAAAAUGUUGGCUGUAGUACUGGCCCAGGGGGAGGAGGUGGUGGGGGAGGGGGAGGAGGAGGGAAGUUUGUGUUAG
Molecule: messenger RNA, 1111 nt
Organism: Cyprinodon tularosa
Lineage: Eukaryota; Metazoa; Chordata; Actinopteri; Cyprinodontiformes; Cyprinodontidae
Product: zinc finger protein 605-like
Exons: 6
Coding region: 179-1111 (310 amino acids)
Source: RefSeq, a predicted model, not a curated record